Molecule: messenger RNA, 1068 nt
Organism: Atta colombica
Lineage: Eukaryota; Metazoa; Arthropoda; Insecta; Hymenoptera; Formicidae
Exons: 6
Coding region: 1-1002 (333 amino acids)
Source: RefSeq, a predicted model, not a curated record
AUGGAUACAGUGAAGACAACGGCGUUUUGCAAUCUUCCAAAAGACGCUUUAGUAAAAUUGAUAUCGUCGGAUUAUCUCGGUUUAGAAGAAGAAGAUGUAUGGCGAGCGGUUCUAAAUUGGGCCAAAUAUCAGGCAGGAGUUACGCAGCCCACACAGCACUGGACUGAAGAAGAGCGCAUGAGAGUGUGCCAGCAUCUGUCUGGUGUAAUAAAUCACGUACGGUUGCUGUUGAUUGACAGUCAGGUGUUCGCGGAGGAGGUAGAGCCAACCGGUGCAGUGCCGAUAGAGAUGUCGUUGGAGAGACGGGGCGGCACUCACCGUUUGGCGGUAUCGCCUUCGAUCUCGACGUUUCGCUUUAGGUAUAGGUAUGCAGCUCUGCCGAACAAGUACUCGGAGGUUUGCUCUGACAAACGACUACAGCCACGAGUGAGCCCGUUUCUCUUCCCGGGCUCGCAGAUUCUCUCCAGAGACAAGGUCGGUUUCCAGCGGGUUUUGAAUCAGUGGUACGGCGUGUCGAAACAGGGCUGGCGGUUAGUUUAUCGAGCAUCUACUCAUGGCUACUCAGCAGCAUCUUUUCAUCGACACUGUGAUAACGUUUGCCCGACGUAUGUGAUAGUACUGGGAGUACGUGGUGAGAUAUGCGGAGGAUUCAGUGAUGUUCCAUGGGGUAAAACUAACUCAAAAGCGCAGUACAUCGCUUCGGAAAAGAGUUUCCUUUUCACGUUGAUAAAUAAUCAAGAUGUACCGCCGACAAAAUUCGACAUCGUGAAGAAAUCAUUUGCUAUCUGCUAUCAUCCGGACAUAGGGCCGAUCUUUGGUGCUGGAGCUGAUUUGCUUAUAGCAAGCAACUGCAAUGUCAACAAGGAAAGCUAUAGCAAUCUCCCGCAUAGUUACGACGGAGACCACGCAUCUAAUCAAUUGCUUAUGGGAGAUUAUCAUUUCUCGGUAAUUGAUUACGAGGUUUUCACCCCAAGUCAUCCUGCUCCGAAAUCCAAUCAUUAAAUGAGUUGCUGCGAUAAACUCAUUUGCAUAUACAUCGCUUUUGUAAUAAAUAUUUGCAUUAUGUGA